Perognathus longimembris pacificus (Pacific pocket mouse) is the source of this 1398-nucleotide messenger RNA. It is a transcript of the gene Asprv1, whose product is annotated as aspartic peptidase retroviral like 1. Gene Ontology annotation, molecular function: aspartic-type endopeptidase activity. Gene Ontology annotation, biological process: proteolysis. The record is from RefSeq and is a predicted model, not a curated record. NCBI's taxonomy places the organism in Eukaryota, Metazoa, Chordata, Mammalia, Rodentia, Heteromyidae. Gene Ontology annotation, cellular component: membrane.
AUGGGCCUGUUUGGUGAGGGCUGGAGCAGGACGUUUCUCUGGAGGAGCGUGACAAGGCCCAAGAAAGGAGACAAGGAGGGCACAGAGAAUGGCCCUGUUCGAAUGCCGAUGCCCAAGACUGUUGAAGAGCAUGGCGGUUCCCAGGGCUUCGGGGCAGGGACACAAGCUGGGGAGGGUACCUACUUACCCCCAGCCCCCACUGAGACUGCCUUUCUUGCCACGUGGGCUGACUUGGGUCAGUCCCAUGGAUGGCUACAGCAGGGUGAGGCACCCAUCCUGCUAGUCAGGCAGGAUGCUGGCAGGAAGGCGGGGCUGAGGGGGGGUGGAGCUUCCAGAACAAAGGAGAAUGGGGAGCCCUGGGGGCCCCAGCUAGGCAUCAAAAAGGCUCUGCAGAGCGAUCGGGCCACACACACACACACACACACACCCUGCCUGCCUGCCUCUGUGCCAGGAGCCAGCCGGCCAGCCCCGCCUGCUCCCGUCUGCUUGCCCAGGCCGGGCAAGGAAUCCAGGCUGCGUCCACAGGCCGCGUCUUCCAGCGUGAUUGCGCCCACACUGCUCUGUGGCCUUCUCUCCUUGGCGUGGGUUGCGGCUGAGGUCCCCGAGGCGAGCAGAGCGAUGGCCACGAGCGGAGCCAGGAGCCAGGCGGGCCGCCGCGAGCAUGCCUUCCUCCCGGAGCCUUUCGACGGCGGCAGCGUGGCCCCGGGCCGCUGGCUGCACCGCUUCGAGGUGAUCGACGACCUCAACCAUUGGGACCACGCCACCAAGCUCCGGUUCCUGAGAGAGGCGCUCCGGGGGGACGCCCUGGAGGUCUACCACGGACUGGGUCCCCACGAGCAGGGCGACUACGCCGUGGUGAAGGACGCGCUCCUGAAGGCCUUCGGGGGCCCCGGGGAGGCCGCCGGCCCCCGGCCCAAGGAGAUCGUGUUCGCCAACAGCAUGGGCAAGGGCUACUACCUCAAGGGGAAGAUCGGCGGCGUGCCGGUGCGCUUCCUGGUGGACUCCGGGGCGCAGGUGUCCGUGGUGCACCCCAGCCUGUGGGAGGAGGUCACCGACGGCGACCUGGACACCCUGCGGCCCUUCGAGAACGUGGUGAAGGUGGCCAACGGGGCCGAGAUGAAGAUCCUGGGCGUCUGGGACACCGUGGUGUCGCUGGGCAAGCUGAAGCUGAAGGCCGAGUUCCUGGUGGCCAACGCCAGCGCGGAGGAGGCCAUCAUCGGCACCGACGUGCUGCAGGACCACAACGCCGUGCUGGACUUCGAGCACCGCACCUGCACGCUCAAGGGGAAGAAGUUCCGCCUGCUGCCCGUCGGGGGCUCGCUGGAGGACGAGUUCGACCUGGAGCUCAUCGAGGAGGGGCCCUCGGAAGAGGGGCCACAGCAGCCCUCCUACUGAGAA